AUGCCUUUGGUUGAUAUAACUAAUCCGGCUGUAAUAAUUUUUCUGAUUGAAAAUUAUGAGAAAGAGAAUCGAUUGCGACUGAACUGGAUUCAUAAGCAUUGGGAUCAGAUUCAACAGGCCGCUACAUUAACAAGAGAGCCAACUAAUUAUUUCGAAACCGAUGUUAUUUCUCACAACAUGGUGGGUGGCUUGGCUACCAUAACAAGGGACCAUAUCGUGGCAGGAUACAAUAGACGCAAGAAACCGUUACGCGAUGGGACAUUUAUACCAGGAGUCGAAAAUCUUCGACAGGGCCAUUCUAUUAUUGACGUUGGGCUCGCUGACGGUGACGAUCCAAGACUUACUAGACCAAACACAGACCUUUCCAUUGAUCCUGUAAUGCGUCCAGUCGAACCAGAAGUAACGGAGAUUAUUUACAAACCAAAACCAGAGUUCGGCAAAGACACGUACUUAGCAAAGCGAGCGAAAGUUAGCCCAGAGAAGAAAUAUUACUUCGCUGAAUGUAGCAAUAACCAGUACGGCUGGCGUCUCAAAGAUAGUGAGUUACGUCAGAAACCUCUUUACGGAAGGUGCUGGCAUCUAACGAAGGCUUUGCGCAGUAGAGUCGGUCCCAAACCAGAUCCGCCACACUAUAAGCCUUCGGAUAUCCCAGGGCGAUCUAAUUGUGUUGGUAUUUAG
Danaus chrysippus (African queen) is the source of this 678-nucleotide messenger RNA. The record is from the annotation of a GenBank genome assembly. NCBI's taxonomy places the organism in Eukaryota, Metazoa, Arthropoda, Insecta, Lepidoptera, Nymphalidae.